AUGUCGACGCAUACAGCAGUAGUCACCGUCUCAAUCGGAGCUCCAUUACAGACUCUACAAGUCCCAACUGUCAAACCGGAAAAGGAUGAGGUGAGAGUGAGGGUUGAGUGGACGGCUUCUAGUCCUUUGGAUUUACAUCAGAAUGAUGGGGGGUUGCUUGUUACUCAUCCGCAGAUAUUGGGGGAUACGAUUGCGGGGAGGGUGGUGGAGGUUGGGAAUGAGGGGGAUGUGGGUGGGUUGAGGGUGGGGGAUUGGAUCCCGGACGGAAUUCCACCUCAAGAAGCAGUUGCGCUCCCUAGCAGCUUCGUCACCGUCUUCCAUACUGCUACCGCAGAGCUCGGCUUAGAAUUACCGUGGCCGAAACCUGAAGGUUUUGUACCCGUUCAUAGGGAUAAAUGUAUUCUUAUCUGGGGAGGUUCUUCCUCCGUAGGCCAAUACGCCAUACAAAUUCUCACCUACUAUGGCUACACCAAUAUAAUCACCACAGCCUCCAAAACCCAUCAUGCUCUUCUCCGGAAAUUCGGUGCAGUUCAUACAUUCGACUAUCGUGAUGAUGAUAUCACGGACGCGAUUCUUCGUUCUGCUGAAUUGAUCAAUCAAGAACGAAAGGAGUCGUUGAUUCCCUUUAUUUUAGAUUGUAUUGGUUCGAAACAGGGGAGUUUAGCACCUUUAAGUAAAAUUGCACAGAAUGGGGCUAGAGUGGCGAUUUUAUUACCGGUUAUCGUUAGGGAUGCAGGUGUGGAUGUGUCGCCUGAAUAUUCAAUGGAUGUAGAUGUUUCAGCACAAUGGGUCGAAGGCGUAGAGACACGAGGCGUCCGCACGCAUUUUUAUCUUGAUAACAAAUUUUUCAAGGAGAAACUGCAGCCAGAAAUCAUGCCGGAUUUGUUGGCGAAAGGUGUGGUCCAACUAAAUAGGAUUAAGGUGGUAGAGGGCGAGGCGUUGUUGGAGCGUGCUCAGAAGGCUUUGGAUGCUCUGAGGAGAAGGGAAAAUAGUGGUGAGAGAUUGGUUUGGAGGGUUGCGGGGGGGGGGGUGUGA
Messenger RNA from Sclerotinia sclerotiorum 1980 UF-70, 1035 nucleotides. RefSeq lists its product as hypothetical. NCBI's taxonomy places the organism in Eukaryota, Fungi, Ascomycota, Leotiomycetes, Helotiales, Sclerotiniaceae. The transcript has 5 exons. The coding region runs from base 1 to 1035 and encodes 344 amino acids. Gene Ontology annotation, molecular function: oxidoreductase activity, acting on NAD(P)H. The record is from RefSeq and is a predicted model, not a curated record.